Messenger RNA from Solea solea (common sole), 1580 nucleotides. It is a transcript of the gene epcam, whose product is annotated as epithelial cell adhesion molecule. The record is from RefSeq and is a predicted model, not a curated record. Gene Ontology annotation, cellular component: membrane. NCBI's taxonomy places the organism in Eukaryota, Metazoa, Chordata, Actinopteri, Pleuronectiformes, Soleidae. The transcript has 9 exons. Bases 292 to 1218 code for a protein of 308 amino acids.
UUCAGUUCAUCAAGAACAACAAGCAGGGAGCUAAUUACUAAUUAGGGUCCUCAUAGCAACCGAACGCAGCCGCUGCUCGCGCAUUUUUCCGUUCUUAAGUUUGUGCGCGUGCGCUCCUCCGCUUUUCUCUCCGAACAGGUUCGACCAGGACACACCUGCACUCAGAGAGAGGAAGUGCUCUACAGCUCGACGCUUCUCUUCACUCCAGCUUUGACCCGUGUGGACGUCGGACGCACAGAAACCCAACAAGGAGACUUUAAUUCUUUCUUUUCUUCUGUUGUCGAUAUCAACAUGAAGAUUUGGAUCGCGCUGUUUGUCGCAGCCUUUGCGGCUGGAGCUUCAGCCCAGACCUGUCAAUGUGAGACUAUGAAGUGGGCCACCUGUGAUGGGACUCCAUGUUCUUGUUAUGUUAUGACUGGUGACAACUACAAACAGCAGUUGGACUGCACCAAAUUGGUCCCCAAGUGCAUUUUGAUGAAGGCAGAGAUGUACAGAGCCAAAAAGGGCCAGGACACUCGUUUAAUGGUAGGAGGAAAGCCAGUGGAGACGGCCUUUGUGGACAACGACGGCAUCUACGACCCCGAGUGCGAGAGUGACGGCAAAUUCAAGGCCAAGCAGUGCAACAACACUGAAGAGUGCUGGUGCGUCAACAGCGCCGGCGUACGUCGAACCGACAAGGGAGACAAGAACCUCAAGUGUGAGAAGCUGGUGGAGACCUUCUGGGUCCGUCUUCAGCUGACUCACAAAGAAUUGACGAAACCUUUGGAUGAGAAACUUCUGAAGACUGCAAUUGCGGAUGCCAUUCACAAGCGUUACAAGAACUUCAACAAAGAUUUGGUGGAUGAAGUCCAGUACGACCCUGAUGCCCGCUUGAUUGUGGCCGAUGUGAAGAAGGCAAAGGGAGAGCGCAAGAGUGACAUUGCCAACAUGGCCUAUUACAUGGAGAAAGAUGUGAAGGUUUUGCCCCUGUUCAAGAACCAGGAUAAGUUUGAGCCAAUGGUGGGGACCCAGAAGCUGGAGAUGGAGAAAAUUCUGGUGUACUAUGUGGAUGAGGAGGCCCCAACUUUCACCAUGAAGAACCUGUCUGGAGGGAUCAUCGCCGUCAUCGUGGUGGUGGUGCUCGCUGUGGUUGCCGGCCUGCUGAUCCUGUUCUUUACCAGAAGGAGACAGAACCAGCGGUACAACAAAGCUCAGCAAAGAGAGAUGGAGGCCAUGUAAAGUCUUCUCUGGUGCGGGAUUUGUCUAACGAAGAGUCGGUUAAUACAUCACCACUGGAUGAUCAUGUUUUGCAGUGUGCCUUUUUUUUUUUUUUACCAUUUACUCGAGCAAUGCCGAUGCUCAUUGGUGACAUUGGCACUACUGAUACCAUCAUUUUAUUUAUGAAUGUUUUCAAAAGUCUUCAUGCGUCAUCCAGUCCCACAUGCCAUAAGGAACUGUGCUUUUUAAAAUAUGCUUGACACAUGCCAUGUUUAAAUGUUAGAAGUUGUCGAAUGGUUUAAAUUUCGUGUAACAGAUUGUACAGUUGCUUUCUUAUUGAUGUGUGUUUGACAGUUUGUUUUUAAUAAAAUGUUUUAAAAGAC